AUGAAGCUGUUCGUGAGCUGUAUGAAGAACGUGCAAAACAGCCAAGGAACGGCUAUUUAUCACUUUCUGCAGGGGUAUGAUUGGGCCGGCUCGGAUAAAGUAACGGUCCUCGAUGUCAAUACCUCCAUUUCCGUCAGAGGCUCCACUUGUACCGCCAGUAUCGCACUAGCCCAUGCGUUUCCAGGCCUCAAUUUCAUCGUGCAGGACCUGCCAGACAAUGUCACGAACGGAAAGCGGCACUUUCUGAGCAGCGAUCGAGCGUCGUAUCCCGGAUCUUUCUUCCAGGCACACAAUUUCUUCGAAGAGCAGCUGUUCCAAGACGCAGACGUCUCUGCGCAGCGACGGCCAUUCUCAAGAACCUCUUCCCAGCGCUGA
Aspergillus tanneri is the source of this 375-nucleotide messenger RNA. RefSeq lists its product as uncharacterized. NCBI's taxonomy places the organism in Eukaryota, Fungi, Ascomycota, Eurotiomycetes, Eurotiales, Aspergillaceae. The transcript has 2 exons. The record is from RefSeq and is a predicted model, not a curated record. Bases 1 to 375 code for a protein of 124 amino acids. Gene Ontology annotation, molecular function: methyltransferase activity.